AUGAGCUCUAAGGAAGUGAGCCCUGAAGCACGGAGCGACCUCUUCUCAGAGUGGCUCGACGCCAUCGAGUUCGACCCUGUCGACGAUCUCUUGUGGCCACCCUUUUCCAACUCUUACUCCCCAGAAUCGUGGACACCUCUCUGCUGCGAUCAGCCAGUCCAGGCCGUCGCCGUCGCCGGCUUCUCUGACGAGGACGAAGACAUCGUGCCACCUGCCAAGCAGAGCCGGAAGGACGGCAGCGCCUACAGUACGUCGGCACGACUCAGCAGCAAUGCACCAAGACGAAAGGGCUCCGCUCAAUUAUCCUCUUCAUCGGCUAGGAAGGAGUCACGGUGGGCGGAGCGCCUCCUCAACCUCUGCGCGACGGCAAUUGAGGAACGGAAUGUGGCGAGGGUGCAGCACCAGUUCUAUGUCCUCCGCGAACUCUCCUCGGAAACCCGCGACGUCAACCAUCGGCUUGCCGCCCACGGCCUGCAGGCCCUCACCCGCAAGCUCGCCGGCGCAUCGUCGGCUUCGUUGCGCUCGCCUUUCGCCGGGGCCGACCCGAGGUUCUUCCACCACGCGCUCGUGAUAUUCCACGAGCUCAGCCCAUGGUUCACCAUCGCUUACACGCUUGCGAACGUCACCCUCCUCGAAACCUUCCGCUCUGCGACCGUCUCCGAUGCCGCCGACCGGACCGUCCACCUCAUCGACAUCGGCAUUUCCCACGGGAUCCAAUGGCCAACGCUCCUUGAAGCCUUUGCGUGCGAGCCCCGCGGCCCGCCCUCCCUUGUGCGACUCACCGUGGUCGCGGAUGUCGCUGGAGCUCCCUUCGCCGCUGGUCCAACGGACAACGACUUUCCGACGAGGCUGAAGCGGUUCGCAAAGUCAGUCAACGUCAGCCUGGAAGUCAAUAUUGUUCAAGGCGAGCUGGGCAAGUUGACGGCAGGCGACCUCGGGGUGCGGGAGGAGGAGAGGGUGGCGAUCUGCUUCCAGUUCCGGCUGCACCAGUUGGGUAAAGAGAGGAAAAGGAUCCUCGGCUUCUUAAGAAACCUGUCGCCGGAGAUCGUCGUGCUAAGCGAUAACGAUGUUGAUUACCGGUCCAGUGUGGGGAUGGCGGCGAGGUUCGGGAGAAAGGCGGAGUUAUUUCGGCAGUUCCUGGACUCGACGAGCGUGGAGUUCAAAGGAAAGAAGUACUGUGAGGAGAGGUUGGCGGUGGAGAGGCAGGCGGGAAUGGCGGUAUUGAGCUGCGAAGAUCAGGGAAACGAUCAGAGGGAGGGGCGGUGGUGGGAGGUGGGAAUGGAGGAGGUUGGGUUCGUGAGGGUGGCGCUGAACGAGCGGGUGCUAGAGGCAGGGAGGGCGCUGUUGAAGAAGCACGACGGCAACUGGGGGAUGAAGGUGGAAGAAGGGUGCGCCUCCCUCUCCUGGAAAGGGCAGCCUGUUACCUUCUGCUCUCUUUGGAAGCCCGCUACCCUGAACACCUGA
Nymphaea colorata (pocket water lily) is the source of this 1464-nucleotide messenger RNA. Its product is annotated as protein NODULATION SIGNALING PATHWAY 1. Gene Ontology annotation, molecular function: sequence-specific DNA binding; DNA-binding transcription factor activity. The transcript has a single exon. Gene Ontology annotation, biological process: regulation of DNA-templated transcription. NCBI's taxonomy places the organism in Eukaryota, Viridiplantae, Streptophyta, Magnoliopsida, Nymphaeales, Nymphaeaceae. The record is from RefSeq and is a predicted model, not a curated record. The coding region runs from base 1 to 1464 and encodes 487 amino acids. Gene Ontology annotation, cellular component: nucleus.